This is a messenger RNA of Bemisia tabaci, 3492 nucleotides long. The record is from RefSeq and is a predicted model, not a curated record. NCBI's taxonomy places the organism in Eukaryota, Metazoa, Arthropoda, Insecta, Hemiptera, Aleyrodidae.
AGCCUCGUGGCCGAGUCAAAGUGUCUCUCGGCGCGGUUCGCGGGUAUCGCGCGUGGCGCCACGUCCGGAACCACGGCACCCCCGCGGGGAGCGAAAACAAACAGAGAGGGUAAAUUAAGGGAGUUCACGGCCCGAGAAUGACUCAUCCUAACGUGUGCCUAGCGAUGAUUCCGACCCAGUUUCCCCUCGUGGACGUGGGGCUCCUCUUUCCUUGUUCGUUUUAAUUUUCCUCAUUUGCGGUUCGUCAUGGACGUGGGAGUUUUACGGGGGUGGUGAAGAGUUUUGACCGAGGGUCUCCGGUGUUCGUCGGCGUGGAGUUGAUGGUCCUCCGGGACGUGUGAUUAAGUGCAGGAGCUCAAUUUUUGGAACGGAUACGGAUUGGGACACGAAUACCUUGUAGGGGGAGACAAAUAUAAAAGUGCGCGAAGUUGCAAAAAUGAGGGGACGACUGUGAAGUGUUGUUUCGGCCAGAACAAGAAAAAUCCCGAUUUUGACGUCUCAUUCCCAUUCAGACGUACCACAAAAUGACAUGAAUGAUGUCCAUACAUUUUUCUCAAACUAACCGUUAAGAUUCUCCAUUUAAAAUAAAGAGUUCAUUCGCCCUUUUAUGAUAAUUUUGAAUCACGUCAACUUCUGAACGUCAUCACGUCAUCUUCCCAAGCUUUCAGAUGUGUGAUCAAGGUGCUGUAAAUACGUUUAUUUAGGCGCAAUCAUCACAUUUACAAUCGAAGCUCAACGUCACGUCACCAUUUCCAAUGAAUUUUGAAAUCUCUUUGAGAUUUAGAGGACAGCAAAAUAAAGAAAAUGGGUAAAAAAUAUCCAUAUUCCUGUAUGGCUCGAAUAUCCAAGAAAGAAGAAAGCUAUUUACUUAAGCCUUUUGGGAUGUAAUUUAAAUGUUUAAAAUAGGACAUAAAAACCUCAAAUCAUCUGUUCCUCAUUUUCCUGGAGCAUGUAGUCGAUAUUUCGCGCACCUUAGACACUUAAUGCUGCCAUUUUGCAAUAUAAACCCGGCGCAAUCGCAUUAAGCCAUAGAUAGUGCUCGGCUGGUAAUCAAUACCUCGAAAAAUCGUAUCUUUUACUCUGCAAAGGUGACGCCUUUCUAGCGCUAAGGGCGCCCUUCCACCCCAAGCAGUGUAAUGUAUUUUGACGCCUCUUCAUCUCGCGACCAUACCAAUGACUUUCUUCUUUUCUAGCACUAAGGGCGCCGUUCCAUUCCAGGCAGGGUAAUGUAUUUUGACGCCUCUUCAUAUCGCGACCAAACUAAUGACUUUCUUCUUCUCUCGCGAUAAGGGCGCCGUUCCAUCCCAGGCAGUGUAAUGUAUUUUGACGCCUCUUCAUCUCGCGACCAAACCAAUGACUUUCUUCGUCUUCGUCAUGAGCAAACGCCCAAAAUUUCCGAGGCCCGGCGCCUCAUUUCCCGACGCCCUCCCGGCAUCGAGGGGCGCCCCUUCGUGAGGAUGUGCGGGCAGCGUGCGUGAUGGUGGGCGUCUGCAGCUCGCUCAACCUGAGCGAGGACAACGCGCGGAUCCUGCUGUUGGGCGUCGUGCUCCUGUUGUACAUGUUCGGGGGCGCCAUGCUCUUCCACCAGACCGAGUCGGAGGCCGAGGCGGAGAUAGCCCGCCGCUACUGGGCCCUCUACCACGAGUUCCGGGCCCACCUCGUCAACGCGUCUGUGAGUCCCACGCGGCUGGACCAGCUUCUCUACGAGUACGGGAACGCCACCGCCCUCGGGGUCAUCAAUAAACGGACCCGAUGGGAUAUCUCCGGCAGCCUCCAUUUUGUCUUCACCCUCGUCUCCACCAUUGGAUGGGGUGGGACGGUCCCCCUGACGACGGCCGGGCGGGUGCUGGUGAUCUUGUACGGGUUCCUGGCCUGCUCCGGCGGUAUCCUCUUCUUCAACCUCUUCCUGGAGCGGGUCAUCACGUUGCUGGCCUACAUCUUGCGGCUCCUCUACAUCCGCGACCUUCGCAAGCGGAAGGGCACCGAGAUCCACGACAUGGACAUCCACCAGGACCUCGAGGAGUGGAAGCCCUCCGUCUAUUGGGUUCUCGUCUGUCUCGCCACCAUGUCCGCCGUAGUCGGCUCCUUCGGCGGCUGGCUCUACUCCACGCAAGAGAACUGGUCCUACUUCGAGGCUGUCUACUAUUGCUUCGUCUCCUUCUCUACGAUAGGGUUAGGAGAUUAUGUCUCCGGAGAGGGACAUGCAAACGAGCCACUGUACAGUGUUUUAAGCUUCAUUGUUAUCAGCCUCGGCAGCUGUUGCACCUACUCACUUUUUAACGUGUUGAGUAUCAUCAUAAAGCAGUUCUUAAACUGGCUGAUUUGGCACUUGGACUGCCACUGCUUUGAUCGAGAGACAGACAAAGGAGACCGAAUGCUUCGACGUCAUUCCAUCAGGUUCCAGCGGGAGCAGCGAGAACGACGUCGACGCUCGAGCCUGACGGUGCCGAAGACGAUCCGGCGAACACGGAAGGGCGGCGCGGGAGGGGCUCCAAGCUCCAUCUCGAACAACAACGAGGAGGGCGACGACGUGGACUCGGACUCGGGGGGCGGCGAACCGGGGCGGCGGCUCUCCGGGGAGAUGAUCUCGAUGAAGGGCCUCGUCUGCGGGAACAAGGUGAACCUGGCCGUCAUGCAGAAGCAGCUCUACGAGACGGCCCAGAUGUCCCGCGGCGGGGGCGGCUACGACCGGAGCACCCACUUCGGCCCCGGCACCGUCGGCCCCCUCGCCAUCGUCUCGCACAAGUUCGGCGAGAAGUAGGGUGGACACCGUAUUUUGUUCGAGGAUCAAAAGUCCAUCUCCGUUAUCACACCCACCGACUUCGAUUUCACUACUUGAGCCUCAAGAUUAAUGCUUCUGUAAUAGAGCACCUAUAUGGGGAGAGUACCAGCAGCCUGAUUGUUGAAAUCUUGUGUUAGUCGGGUAGACAUAGAUGACAUAGGUUAAAAAGGCGGAGCGUGAUUGGUCGGCUAUACCUUAUCGCUGCUUUGUCGCGCCUAUGUCAGGAGGAACUCACGACAACCUGAAGGCACCAGCGGGCCGAUUAUUGAAAUUGAUAGACAAAGCUAUAGACAAAGGAGACAAGAGAGACAUGGAGAGAUCCUAUUGGCGGAAACGGGUGGUUGCCAUGGAAAAAGUAGGUGGGUAAUAGACUCACUACCGGCAACCCACGAGAGACCCGACAGUUAGUCUAUCAUUUUCUCCCUUUGUCCAUAGAAACCACCCGUUUUAACCGAUAGGAUCGCUCCAUACUCACUAUGUCUUCUUUGUCUAUAGCUUUGUCCAUCAAUUUCAGUAAUCAGUCCGCUGUUAAGUUUCCGACCGUAUGUCGACCAUUCCUCCUGAUAAAGGCACGAUAAAGCAGCAAUAAGACAUAGCCGAUAAUUCUUGCUUCGCCUUUUAACCCUAUGUCAUCUAUGUCUACCCGACAAACAUAAAAUUUCAACAAUCAAGCUGCAGACUGUCGUGCUAAGGAAGAGCGUCGUAUGAGC